UUAUGUGUACAUGGCACCUGAGAUAAUCCGAUGUGAACCAUAUAAUGAAAAGUGUGAUGUUUAUAGCUUUGGCAUCAUAUUGAAUGAGCUGAUUACUGGUCAACAUCCGUACAUAGAGACCAGCUUCAAACCUAGUCAGAUUGCACUGGAAGUUGGAGAAGGAAGGCUUCGGCCAGCACUGCCCGAGGAUGAUGGCCAAUACGAAGAGCUCAUAGACCUCAUAUGUUGUUCAUGGAGUGAAGAUGCUUCAGCAAGACCUUCAUUUGCAAUUAUCUCUUCUACUCUUAGAAAGAUCCAGGAGAAGUUCAACUAGAUUGAGAUGCUUGUUGUAUUUGUAAUGAUUUUUUACAAUGAAAAUGAAAAAAAAAAAAGAACCAGAAAAAGA
This is a messenger RNA of Elaeis guineensis (African oil palm), 385 nucleotides long. Lineage: Eukaryota; Viridiplantae; Streptophyta; Magnoliopsida; Arecales; Arecaceae. The record is from RefSeq and is a predicted model, not a curated record.